Eubalaena glacialis (North Atlantic right whale) is the source of this 2123-nucleotide messenger RNA. Its product is annotated as polypeptide N-acetylgalactosaminyltransferase 1. The transcript has a single exon. Bases 121 to 1800 code for a protein of 559 amino acids. NCBI's taxonomy places the organism in Eukaryota, Metazoa, Chordata, Mammalia, Artiodactyla, Balaenidae. Gene Ontology annotation, cellular component: Golgi apparatus. The record is from RefSeq and is a predicted model, not a curated record.
CGCGCGCGGACCGAGGUUAUGAACGUGAUUUCUGAUGAAACUGGAUUGGAAUAAUUUUCAUGAUCUUUGUAUAUUUAUAUAUAUAUAUAUUUUAAAAUUUUGCAUUUGACUUAAAGUGCCAUGAGAAAAUUUGCAUAUUGCAAGGUGGUCCUAGCCACCUCCUUGAUUUGGGUACUCUUGGAUAUGUUCCUGCUGCUUUACUUCAGUGAAUGCAACAAAUGUGAUGAAAAAAAAGAGAGAGGACUUCCUGCUGGAGAUGUUCUAGAGCCAGUACAAAAGCCUCAUGAAGGUCCUGGAGAAAUGGGGAAACCAGUCGUCAUUCCUAAAGAGGAUCAAGAAAAGAUGAAAGAGAUGUUUAAAAUCAAUCAGUUCAAUUUAAUGGCAAGUGAGAUGAUUGCACUCAACAGAUCUUUACCAGAUGUUAGGUUAGAAGGGUGUAAAACAAAGGUGUAUCCAGAUAAUCUUCCUACAACAAGUGUGGUGAUUGUUUUCCAUAAUGAGGCUUGGAGCACACUUCUGCGAACUGUCCAUAGUGUCAUUAAUCGCUCACCAAGACACAUGCUAGAAGAAAUUGUUCUAGUAGAUGAUGCCAGUGAAAGAGACUUUUUGAAAAGACCUCUAGAGAGUUAUGUGAAAAAAUUAAAAGUACCAGUUCACGUAAUUCGAAUGGAGCAACGUUCUGGAUUGAUCAGAGCUAGGUUAAAAGGAGCUGCAGUGUCUAAAGGCCAAGUGAUCACCUUUUUAGAUGCUCACUGUGAAUGUACAGUGGGGUGGCUGGAGCCUCUCUUAGCCAGGAUCAAACAUGACAGGAAGACAGUGGUCUGUCCUAUCAUUGAUGUGAUCAGUGAUGAUACUUUUGAGUACAUGGCAGGUUCUGACAUGACCUAUGGUGGAUUCAACUGGAAGCUCAAUUUUCGCUGGUAUCCUGUUCCCCAAAGAGAAAUGGACAGAAGGAAAGGUGAUCGAACUCUUCCUGUGAGAACACCUACAAUGGCAGGAGGCCUUUUUUCAAUAGACAGAGAUUACUUUCAGGAAAUUGGAACAUAUGAUGCUGGAAUGGAUAUUUGGGGAGGAGAAAACCUAGAAAUUUCCUUUAGGAUUUGGCAGUGUGGAGGAACUUUGGAGAUUGUUACUUGCUCACAUGUUGGACAUGUGUUUCGGAAAGCUACACCCUACACAUUUCCAGGAGGCACAGGGCAGAUUAUCAAUAAAAAUAACAGACGACUUGCAGAAGUGUGGAUGGAUGAAUUCAAGAAUUUCUUCUAUAUAAUUUCUCCAGGUGUUACAAAGGUAGAUUAUGGAGAUGUAUCAUCAAGACUUGGUCUAAGACACAAACUCCAAUGCAGACCUUUCUCUUGGUACCUGGAGAAUAUUUAUCCCGAUUCUCAGAUUCCACGUCACUAUUUCUCUUUGGGAGAGAUACGAAAUGUGGAAACAAAUCAGUGUCUAGAUAACAUGGCUAGAAAAGAGAAUGAAAAAGUUGGAAUUUUUAACUGUCACGGUAUGGGAGGUAAUCAGGUUUUCUCUUACACUGCCAACAAAGAAAUUAGAACAGAUGACCUUUGCUUGGAUGUCUCCAAACUUAAUGGCCCAGUCACAAUGCUCAAAUGCCACCACCUAAAAGGCAACCAACUUUGGGAGUAUGACCCGGUGAAAUUAACCCUGCAGCAUGUGAACAGUAAUCAGUGCCUGGAUAAAGCCACGGAAGAGGACAGCCAGGUGCCCAGCAUUAGAGACUGCAAUGGAAGCCGGUCCCAGCAGUGGCUUCUUCGAAAUGUCACCCUUCCAGAAAUAUUCUGAGACCAAAUUUACAAAAAAAGAAGAAAAUAAGGAUUGACUGGGCUACCUCAGCAUACAUUUCUGCCACAUUCUUAAGUAGCAAAAAAGGAAAAGUGCUUUCCUCCUGCAGGAUGUAAGGUUUAUCAGCCAUUAAAACUUAAACUGCUCUCUCUUUCACUAGCUGUGAACCGGCCUUCCUGCCCAAGGACGUGAAACUAUGUAGUAGUGAGAUUGUGCACACUGAUGUUUACAAGAUUAAAAGAGUCUUUCAUCAAGAAUCAUUGUAAAGAAUAUUCAGACUGAAACAAUCUACGAAAUGUGCUUUCCAGAGAGCUGCACCUUUU